Molecule: messenger RNA, 1431 nt
Organism: Cynara cardunculus var. scolymus (artichoke)
Lineage: Eukaryota; Viridiplantae; Streptophyta; Magnoliopsida; Asterales; Asteraceae
Product: thylakoid membrane protein TERC, chloroplastic
Exons: 14
Coding region: 74-1228 (384 amino acids)
Cellular component (GO): membrane
Source: RefSeq, a predicted model, not a curated record
AGAAACCUGUGUAUCUCACGUUCUUCUGCACCUCUACUCCAUAGAUAUAUAACAUCGAAUUGAAGUUUAAGCUAUGAAAUUAGCUUCGAUCAUUCAAAAUGGGAUGCAUCCAUCAAUUAAAUUUGAUGUGGGAUUGCUUAAUUUUGCUUCAAGUUCUACUUCUACGCAGUUCCCCAAAUGGGUGCAUCUUCAAUUCACUCAUUCCCCCAAUCUUUCAUUCGAUUCAGCUGUUUGUCGAAAUCGUUGGCCGCGGAAGUUAUCGAUUGUACGCUCAAAAGGAGUUGAACAAGAAGAAUUUAGUUCUUCAGAGAGGGAGACAUCCUCUUCCAAUUCAUACAUUGAUAAUGCCGAAUCCAAAAGCCAUCUCAUUAUUGAUAAUGAUUCAGAAGAGAAGACCAAAGACCUUAUAACUUACAAGACAUCUGCUAGAACCGUGGCCUUGUGCGUGCUCUCAGCUGUGGCAUUUGGUGUUGGUUUGGGAUUGAAAGAUGGAAUUGGCAAGGCGUCGGAGUUCUUUGCUGGGUACUUGCUUGAACAGAGCUUGUCUGUGGAUAAUCUUUUCGUUUUUGUUCUGGUAUUCAAAUACUUCAAGGUGCCGCUUGCUUAUCAGAAUCGGGUGCUUUCAUUCGGCAUUGCUGGUGCAAUAGUCUUCCGCUUGUCAUUGAUACUUCUUGGAACCGCAACCCUUCAGAGGUUUGAGGCGGUCAACUUGCUACUGGCAUCGAUACUCCUCUACUCAUCCUUUAAGUUGUUUUCUGCUGGUGACGAUGAUGAGGAGGAUCUAUCAGACAAUUUUAUUGUGAAGACAUGCCAAAAGAUUAUCCCAGUAACAUCUGCAUAUGAUGGCAAUAGAUUUUUUACAGUUGAAAAUGGAGCUUGGAAAGCUACACCGUUGCUUCUCACUGUAGCAGUCAUUGAACUCAGUGAUAUCGCAUUUGCUGUCGACUCUAUUCCAGCCGUUUUUGGGGUGACAAGAGACCCGUUUGUUGUUUUCUCAUCAAAUCUCUUUGCCAUCUUAGGUUUAAGGUCUCUAUAUACAUUGAUAUCAGAAGGCAUGGCAGAUUUGGAGUACCUACAACCCUCCAUUGGCAUCGUUCUCGGCUUCAUUGGAUGCAAAAUGAUCCUAGAUUUCUUCGGGUACCAUGUAUCGACUGAAGUUUCUCUCGGUUGCGUGGCAACUACUCUUAGCGCUGGGGUUCUGCUGAGUUUAUUGAAGAAAUCAGAUUAGGAUUUGGUCGUUAUGCACUUGAGGGAACCCAAAAUCGGUUUUUCUCUUCAUUCUUGAAAGAAAACAAAAAAAAUGGCAAUCGAUCGAUCAGAACAGAAUUUAAGAUCCUGCACAUUGUAUCUCUUCAUUUCAGUCAAAAAAAUGUGAUUUCUUGAAUCAUGUAAUAGAUACAAUUUGCCAAAGAUUUUUCUUUCUUUAUAUUA